Molecule: messenger RNA, 849 nt
Organism: Phytomonas sp. Hart1
Lineage: Eukaryota; Euglenozoa; Kinetoplastea; Trypanosomatida; Trypanosomatidae
Source: the annotation of a GenBank genome assembly
GAAAUCUUUUCAAGCUCACAUUCCUCAAGUCACCAAAUAAUCGGCUUCAGGGGAAAAAAGGAUCCAUCUUUCUAUUAAAUUUUUAUAUCGAUUUCAGCAUUCAAUUUUCAGUACAAAUUAUGUCCUCACAAGGUGUUAAUGUUUAUCAACUGCCACUGGAGCAAUUGGAUGGAGUUAAACAACAGCUGGACAGCGAUAUUUCUACCCUUGGAACGGCAUACGAUGGGCUUUUUAACGGUCGCACGCGCUACCUGGAGAACUGCGACGCCAUAGAGCAAUACCGACAAAUUUGUGAAAACAUGACAAAGCAAAAUGGAGAAAGGACGCCGGGGACAGAGAAACAAGAUGUGUUAGUAUGUAUGACCUCUUCUUUAUUUGUCAAAGGCACCGUUAUACCCAGCGAUAAGGUCUUGGUAGAUGUUGGGACAGGUUACUUUCUUGAGAAGUCGAUGGAGCACGCUAAAUCUUACUUUAACACACGUGCUUCGCAAAUUAAGGAAAGCAUGGAUUCGAUUGAAAAGACUAUUUUGGUAAAGCAAAAACAGCACAAUCAAGUGGUAAAUGCUAUGGAGCAGAAAGCACGUGCUAUGCAGCAAUAUCAAGAUCAACAUCCAAAUGCAUAGACAAAGGGGGGAAAGGCAAAAGGUGCGAACUCCUUGUCUACGCCUUAUUUGUGCUGUAUUUUGUUAUUCCAUGUACUAAGUUAUAAGUAAGGUUGGCAAACGUAAUAGAUUCUUCUUGACAAUGAGUGAUCAGGUUUCUUUAGUUAAAAUAUUACAAUAAAAAAAAUUGUGUGGUAUUCGGAUCCCGUUUUACGUGUGAGCGCUUGUUUCACUCUUUAUCGUUGUU